CUCGUCGUUUCACUCUGCUUAAACCCUCACCGCUGUCUUCCCCUGUCGUGCCUCCGUUUUGUGCUUCCCACGUGCUCGGAGCUUGAGCUGCGAAGCAGGAAGAGCUCUAAUGGCUGCACAAGCGAAAACCCCCUGGGAAUUUAGCUGUGACUUGGAAGUAGAUUUCGAGUCCGAUGAGAAAGCUUCCAUGGUCUAUGCAGCAUUAGCUGUCGAUAAAGAGUUGCAACCAGACAAAGUGAAGAGGAACAUGUCUGUUUCUGAUGGAAAGCUUACAGUACGGUUCGAGGCAGUCGAGGCGAGAUUUCUUCGAGCAUCAUUCAGUUCCUUUGUUGAUGUGCUUACACUUGCCACAAAAACCAUUGAAGAAUUUGGAGGAGGAAUGGCUUUGUGAUGCUUGCUAUCCACCGAAUGCAAAUUGUUACGUCCGACGCGAUAUCUUUUCUCUAGGUGGCCUUUCGGAAAUUCGUUUUAACUGCAGGAUGAGUCUCCCCAGUUUGUGUAGUAUACUUCUUGUAAUUUUAGGUUGCCGAAGUAUCAGUUUGCUCUUUAGCUUUCAUGGAAUCGUGUAAAGACACUACAUCAACUCCAGAUUUUUGGCAGAUAUCCAAAUCCAACUACAAUGCUUAAGUAGAAA
Molecule: messenger RNA, 634 nt
Organism: Rhodamnia argentea
Lineage: Eukaryota; Viridiplantae; Streptophyta; Magnoliopsida; Myrtales; Myrtaceae
Exons: 4
Coding region: 110-391 (93 amino acids)
Cellular component (GO): EKC/KEOPS complex
Source: RefSeq, a predicted model, not a curated record